ACCUUAAAUAACUUUAUGUCUAGAAAAACUAUCCCAAAGCUCUAAAAAUAUAAGUUUAAAAAAGAAAAAGGGUCUUAUUUUGAUGUCUAAGGGGAAAAUGGCUGUUUAUUUACUCCUGAAAGUAAACUGACAAUUUUUACUUUCCCUACCCGAGUUAUAUUUCUCUGCCAAUCUGUUCCCAGCUGGAUGCCACAACACACGAGCCGCUGUGGUCACUAUUGCUGAACGUUCUCGAACUGUAAUUGUCCUUUGUAAGGUUUAUUUGUUUCUUUGCCGCCGGUUUGUCUUCUAGAAAAUAAUUUAGAUUUGAUACGCGUGAGCUGCGAGGGUAUACACGUGUCUGUUAGCAUACGACAUCGUUUUAUUUCGUGUUUUUAUUUUAUAAAAUUCAAAAACAUGGCGUCCGGUAGCGAUAGAGACAGACUUCCACAGUUUACUUCGUCGAAUUAUGAAAUCCCUUCGUGGCAAAUAGAGUGGAAUAAGCCUUGGUAUCAGCAGUUUGAAGAGAAAAGAAAUGUUCAAAGCAAGUACAAUUCUAGAGGACAUGCUCUGAACUGUAAGUGCUCGCUAUGCGAGGAAGAUAUGGAGACCGCAUUCAGCCCUGAACCGAGUGAUGUCACCCACCUUUUUAAACUAUCUAAAGACGAGAGAGAUCAAGAAGCAUUCCCAUCGAAGGAGAAGCAGGAAAACUCACAGAACCACACAAAAGAACGUGUUAUUUUAUUCUCGGAUUUACCGGAAGUGACACAACCAACGUCAACGGCCACCUCAAACGAAGGAAAUAGUGCGUCAUCAGGAGCAAGUUCAAACUCCUUUGGGGCGUUUGAAAGUUCUUCAGACGUUGAUACAGACGCCCUGUUUGACAGCAUUGGCUCUUUUUCUGCGAUUCAAUCGAUAUCGGGUCGCGUUUCAGACUUACAAACCCAAGUGAAACAAUUCUCAGGAGGCAAGGACAGUCGCGAGUUCAUAGUGCUAAGAGGCUUACUCGUCGCAACUUUAGCGGAACUGAACCGAAUCAACGCCGUUGGAAUACGAUGGCUUCAACAAGCAAAGAAUAUCGCUAUGGAAUCAAUCCACGAUCUUUUAACGCAAUUAAAGAGCAAAAUUAAAGAAGAAGACGACUUAUAACGCCUGAAUAUGCCAACUCGUGAAUGCGCGCACGCUUCGAAUACCUUGUUUUUAUCGCGUUAAUUAAUUUUGCGAUAACAUCUGUUUCACCUCAAAAACGGGUUCAAGAUCCUCGAGAAGUUUCGAAAACGUGAUGGCCAAAGCACGUGAAGCGUAACUUUCGCUUUUAACAACAUUAUGCAUAGCGGGAGGGCCAACGAGUUAUUAUUUAGGAGCACAAUGUGACAAAAGAUGGAACUCGUUGAUAUGGUCUAGUGUUCCCAUAUUUAUUCAACCUGUUUGACCCCAUCGCAGCUGUAUAAGUAGUGACGAUCUACAAGUGCUUUCCUCCCCGCCCCAACUUAAAUAUUGGUUUCGACGAAGAGUUUUGGGUAGUUCAUACAUGCUACUUAAAAUGUAAAGGACGAAUUUUCCAGAAAUUGUCUUCUGUCGCCACGAAGGGUACAUCUAACUGCAAUAUGUGCUGGCUCUGGCCAACAAGGUGGUGCAGUCUUCGAACUUACGUUCACGGAUUUCUGCGAAAUUGACGGAAAUCCGCGAGUGUUUCAACCUUAAUCACUUGUCAAAUGUGCCACCCUAAUCAGUAAAAUAUUACGAAGGGCCACAGUCUUCACUGCACUUGUUUCUAAAAUCUCAAAAUUGUAUGUUACGUGACCAUCGUCAGUUACGUAAUAAAUUUACAUGUAAGAUGUAUCAGAAGCAUGGGUUAUUUUAUAAGCAAGAAUAUUGUGUUUAAAUAUUUGGACUUCUAAGUUAUUUCUGAAAGGAAUUUUGUCUCCGAUAAGAAGGUUUAUACAAGGACACUGCUAUCUGCAUGGCAGGACUUGCUAAUAAAGUGGAUACCAACAAUUUGAAGAGAAACAAAUUGUCAAGUUUAUGCCAUUAGUUUCUACUUGCGUAAUAUAACGACAUAAAAUACAAAAGAAGGUUUCCCAAGUAAGCGUUAAUUAUAAUUAGAAGAAAAUGUUUCUAGAUAAAAAAUCAUGGAUGAGGAAUUUUUCUCAAUGAAUAGGGGGAUUUAACUGGAAUUUUUUAGAAUUUUUUAAUUUGAUUUCACUCUGUCAAAUUAAUAGGAUAGUAUAAUUUUUUCCAUUGUCAAAGCUCCACUAUAGCAUGGUAUAGGGUUUACUUGGCACAACUGUCAGUGGAGCUUGCUUUACAUUCCACAUAGUCUUUCAUGCAGGUUUGGUUUAUUUUUUCAAACAAACUCCUCUUGCUGAAAAUUCCCUUCUAUUAAAAGCUCAACCAUAUUC
Orbicella faveolata is the source of this 2381-nucleotide messenger RNA. RefSeq lists its product as uncharacterized. Gene Ontology annotation, molecular function: protein-folding chaperone binding. NCBI's taxonomy places the organism in Eukaryota, Metazoa, Cnidaria, Anthozoa, Scleractinia, Merulinidae. The record is from RefSeq and is a predicted model, not a curated record.